UGACAACUAAGCAAAUGUUAGUCAUAUUUAAUCUUUCAUUUCAGUUGAGACUUUACCGGCGUGCGGAGUUUAUCUAGAAACGGGGAUAUGAGUGCAGGCGUGAGUCAAACGUGGGGCGAAUUUUUGGUGCAAAUCCAGGAUGUCAAACCGUUAUGGUCUGCCCAACCCACGUACAUCAUUGUACAGAGUUUUUUCGUGUUUGCCGGAAUACUAACUCUGUUACAUGCUUUGAAAAAAGGGGGUCGCUGGCCGUACUUCUGGCUGGGCACGUUGCUCCAUGGCAUUUAUGCUGAUAAUUUCUGGCAUUUUAUCCUCCCCGAAUUCGACAACUUCUGGCAUUCACAAACGCCCCUUAUGUUUUUGGGUGGUCGACAACCUUUGCAUAUAAUUUUGCUUUAUCCAGUCUUUAUCUACAACGCUGCUUACGCAGUUAGCCAGAUCAAUCUUCCAAAGUACGCUCAACCAUUUGCGGUGGGACUCCUCACUGUCCUCAUCGACCUGCCCUAUGAUAUAGUGUCAGUGAAGUAUGUUCACUGGACGUGGCACGAUACCGACCCCAACAUUUUCGACCGUCACUACUGGGUACCCUGGAACUCGUACUAUUUCCACGCCACCUUCGCUGCUAGCUUCUAUUUCUUCUUCCAUUUCAGCAGAGAAUGGUUCGCCCCAAAAAUUGCGAGAUGGUCAUCAGCUUCAAAAGCUGUUGAAUGGAAAUCUCUCUUGGUAGCAGUUUUGAUCGGUAUGCCUGGAGGCAUCCUAAUGUUUGUGCCUAUAUACCAUCCUUUACAUGACACAUAUAAAAUUCAUUCAGAAGUGACUUUUUUCCUUCUAUUUUCGAUUUUCUCUGUAAUUAUUCUGUCUGGGCUAUUGAGCGAGCGUGAGAAAAUAAAGGAAAAACUCAGCGGCAUCGAUUACUUGCUAUUAUUUCAAUUGUUCAUCCAUUAUGCGAUGUUUUUCGCCAUCGUGAUCUUAUUUAACCCUGAGGACGAAAGGUCUCUGGGGCUCCACGAACCUGUCGGACCCUGCACUGAAAAAACUUCUUUGGUCACGCCUUUUGGACAGCGCUUGUUUAAGAGGAAAUAUUUGUGCCCUGACGAUUACGACGAGAAAUAUUUCGACUUCCAUUGCACUCAGAAACCAAAGAAUGGCGACAACUGGUAUCUCAUUUGUGGAACACCCUUUGAAAACCGCGUAGAAUACAUCGCAAUAACAGCCACACUUAUGGUGGUUGCAUCGACAUUGUUCUAUAGAAUUUACACCCUGAAUUCAAGCGCCCCGGCUUCAGCAUCGCCAGCCAAAGCUUUGAAGAGCAAAAAAAAUAAAUAAUUAAUCUAUUUUUUUUUUUACAUAUAUAUAUUUUAAUUUCGAUGUUGCAAAUUUUUACCAGAAUUUUGCAAAUAGAAUAACAUAUAUAUUA
Messenger RNA from Danaus plexippus (monarch butterfly), 1417 nucleotides. RefSeq lists its product as uncharacterized. The coding region runs from base 88 to 1326 and encodes 412 amino acids. Lineage: Eukaryota; Metazoa; Arthropoda; Insecta; Lepidoptera; Nymphalidae. The transcript is spliced from 8 exons. The record is from RefSeq and is a predicted model, not a curated record.